AGGUUCAAAUUGUAUCAGAAUCUCUUUGGAUUUUUUGGUUUUUGCCUUUACUGGCAGCCAUCAUGAGUUUUGCCGACAUUCUGGACAACCUGGGAGGAAUGGGGCAUUUUCAAAAAAUGUCCGUAGCGUUCCUGGCUAUUCCACUCUUGAUGCUGGCCUCUCACAACCUUCUACAGAAUUUCACAGCUGGAGUCCCCGAACAUCAUUGCCAGAUUCAUAUCACAGCCAAUUACACCCGUUAUGCCAAUGCUACCACCAAAGAAUUGGGAACUGAAGACCUCAUUAGGAUCGCCAUCCCUCUGAAUGAGAAAGGGCAGCCAGAGAAGUGUCGGCGGUUUGUCUCCACUCAGUGGGGGCUUCUUGACACGAAUGCCACCACUGUGAAUGACACAGUGGUGGAUACUGAACCAUGUUCUGAUGGAUGGACAUAUGACCGGAGCAUGUUUCCCAGCACCAUAAUCAGUGAGUGGGAUUUGGUGUGCGACUCCCGGACUCUGAGGCAAAUGGCUCAGUCCAUCUACAUGGCUGGAGUGCUGGUAGGAUCUGUGCUGUUUGGUGGUCUGUCAGACAGGUUUGGCCGGAAAGCCCUCAUCAUCUGGUGCUACAUGCAGAUGGGGGUGUCUGGUGCCUGCACGGCCUUUGUGCCAAACUUUACCGCGUACUGUAUCCUCCGCUUCCUGAGUGGAAUGGCCAUGUCGGGGAUUUCUCUCAACUCUGUCUCACUGUGUAUGGAGUGGAUUCCAACCAAAUAUCGUGCUAUUGUUGGCACUAUCAAUGGUUACUGCUACACCAUUGGACAAUUCAUCCUGGCUGGAAUGGCAUAUGCCAUCCCCAACUGGCGCUGGCUGCAACUCACUGUCUCACUGCCGUUCUUUGUAUUUUUUCUUUAUUCCUGGCUGUUCAUUGAGUCAGCACGCUGGCUAGCAAUUUCAGGGCAGCAUGAGCGGGCUGUGAAAGGCCUGAAGAGAGCUGCCAGGGUCAAUGGAAGAAAGAAAGAAGGAGAUGAACUCAGUGUGGAGGUUUUGAAAUCCAACAUGCAAAAGGAGAUGUGCUCCUCGAAAUCUAGCCACAAUAUGACUGACCUGCUGCGGACACCUGGAAUUCGCAAAGUCUCCUGUGGGGUUUCCCUUGUCUGGUUCUCCACCAGCUUUGCCUAUUAUGGGCUAGCUAUGGACCUGCAGAACUUCGGUUUCAACAUCUAUAUAACCCAGCUGAUCUUUGGUAUCGUAGACUUCCCAGCUAAAUUCAUCUCCGUGAUGACCAUCACAUUUGUGGGCCGCCGGUUUUCACAGGCUUUGUCUCUCAUCUUGGCUGGGCUGUGCAUCUUGGCCAAUAUCUUCGUGCCUCAAGAUCUGAGCAAUCUGCGCAUGACAUUUGCUGUGAUUGGCAAGGGCUCACUAGCAGCCUCAUUCAACUGUGCCUACAUCUUUUCUGGAGAGCUUUUCCCAACUGUGAUCAGGCAGUCAGGAAUGGGCCUCGGUGGCACCAUGGCCCGGGUGGGCAGCAUGAUAGCCCCUCUGGUGAAGAUAACGGGAGAAUUUUUCCCACCCCUGCCACUAAUAAUCUAUGGAGGAGCACCCAUCAUUUCUGGCAUUGCCGCUUGUUUCCUUCCUGAGACCAGGAAUGUCCCACUGCCAGAGACAAUUGAGCAGGUGGAAUUACGGUCAAGGCCCAGCCAAGAAGAUGAACUGCAAAUGAAGGUUCUUCUCCCCUCCACCAAGCCUGACCCAGACAAAAACAGCAGCUAAGCAAAAGAAACACAGGACUUCCCUGACAACCUCUGCCUGAUGCUGGCCUGCUUAUGAGCACCAGAGUUCUGUCACACUUCAGCCCCUUCCCCCGAGUCUCUAAAAUGUCUGACUGGGGCAGAUGUGUCUAAACAUACAUGCUUCUAGGCCGCAUCUGUAAAAUGUCAUGUAUGCACAUGAAUAUAGAAAGCUUUCCUUUCCACCCCACCCCUCCCCAUCACAAUGAAACGUGGUUGAAUGUGCGUGAGUUGCUGCAUUCUGCAGUAGGCGCAGCCAGAUCCAUUGUGACACUGUGAAAUUGUGAGAAGCAUUUUUAAUGUAUUUUAAGACAAAGAAAAACACCCUGCUUCUGAAACUGGAGUAGGACAGGCUGCAGCAGGAUAAAUGAUCAGUACGGAGAAUAGAAGAGACUGCAGAGAAGCAUAAUUUGGGGGGAAAGUUGCUUAUGUUUGGGGAGUUACAAAUAUACAAGAAGUCCAUUUUUUAGUAUGUGAAAUGGGUAUGAGGUUAUAAGAGAUCCAGUGUAGUGUAGGGGUUAGAGUAGAGGACUAGAAUCUGGGAGGCCCAAAUUCAAAUUCCUUCACAGUCAUGAAAACUCACUGGGUUGCCUUGGGCCAUCACUCUGUCUUGGCUUAACCUACCUCACAGGGUUGUUGUGAGGCUAAAAUGGGAGAAGGGAGAACAAUGUUGUAAGCUGCUUUGGGUCUCUCCACUGGGCAGAAAAACAGAGUAUAAAUAUAAAUCAAUUAGUGCCAAAGAACUAAAGACCGCCACGCUCUGAAUACUGAAAGUUCUCUUAAUUCUAUUGAUAUAUUGGUAUAUUGAUAUAAUGCUAUUACACUGCUGAUUAAAAAUUUACCAGGGGAAACCACUGUGUGGAAGCCACGAUGCCUCUGCCCUGUAUUAGCAGCCGCAGCUGCAGGGAAACUACAUAAGCUUGUCUGUGUGUGGAUAACAUCAUAGUUCCAAAGUGGAGCGCAUCAUCAAUGCCCGUUGGAAUCCUGUGUGUAUUGAGGUACAGUGUGGAUGGAGAGAAGCGCCCCACAACUGAUGCACUUAUUUCCCCAUUUCAGGAACUGAAACAUAUUAAAAAGGAAUGAGUACACUGAUCAUCUGAUUCUGUUACAUUUUAAAUUAUUCCAUGCUUAUAGAACAAAUAUUCGUAUGUUACCUUGUUCAGCCUCGUGUCUGGUCUGUGCCUCAUGGAGCCUCCAGCUUAGAGAUGGAGCUUUUGCUCAAGGUCCGUGGCCCCUCUCAGCCCCUAAUGUUUAGUCAGCUUUAUACCACUAAUAAGUGUAUACCACUAAGUCCCUGGCUGUUUCCAGAUGGCUUACCUGAAGCCGCUCCAUGCUACAAUGUUGUGGAUCAUGCCGGAGAUGGCUUCAGGUAAGCCAUCUGGAAACGGCCCCUGUUCAAUUAACAGAUCUUCCUGGAUGGCCUGGUACAAGUUGUAAUAACAAUGUGCUUACAUACUGCCCUUCUGGACAGAUUAGUGCCCACUCCCUAACCUACCUCACAGGGUUGUUGUGAGGAUUAAGAAAUAAAUAAAGAUAGACGUAUGAA
Eublepharis macularius is the source of this 3311-nucleotide messenger RNA. Its product is annotated as solute carrier family 22 member 6-A-like. Gene Ontology annotation, molecular function: transmembrane transporter activity. Bases 63 to 1748 code for a protein of 561 amino acids. NCBI's taxonomy places the organism in Eukaryota, Metazoa, Chordata, Lepidosauria, Squamata, Eublepharidae. Gene Ontology annotation, biological process: transmembrane transport. The transcript is spliced from 10 exons. The record is from RefSeq and is a predicted model, not a curated record. Gene Ontology annotation, cellular component: membrane.